GGGGAAGUCGAGUCCUCCAUAUUUUCAGUAUUUCGACGAGGUUUUAAUUCCAUCCGGCCCGUGCCAAUUUGGACUUUAUGUUCAUACUCUAUGCUUAAUAGCUACGCCUGGCCCAACUCAAAUAUCAGGACCGUCUCUGGCGGUCAGGCCUAGAUAGCCCGUUCGUAUAACCGGUCGACUCAAAGCACCUAGUAUGUUUCGGACUCUGCGAAAACGAAAUAACACCGUCUACAUAUGUAUGUCGUUUUUCGCUAAUUUUCGUCGUCUCUGUUGAUUGUUUUCCUGGAAAAUUCAACCUCUGGCGAGUUGCGAAUUUAAGCUUACUUACCUGCUUAGGGUUUAUCCUUUUUAGAAGUUUAUCCUUCUUCCUCCUUCUAAACCCAGAUGAUCUUUAUUUAGAGUGCGUAUUCUUCUUCAAAUUCCAUCUGCAUAAUUCAGUGCCUCAAUACUCUACAGUCCAUAUUCACAAUGCCCCAAAACGACGACGUUUUUUUCACUUCAUCUCCUCACACAAUUCCUGCUUUCCCUCCCCCACAGCAGCAGCAGCAGCAGCAGCGGCAGCAACAGCAAAUGCAACUACCUCCUCUGCCUUUCUUUUCUCACACCUUAACUUCUCAAUUAGCUAAAACCAAAAUCUCAUUUACUAAUUUCAUCGACUCGCUUAUUGCUCGCUCUAGAAUCCACAUACCUCGAAGGUCGUCUACCAUAUGUGCCAAUUCACCUCUUCUAUGUUCAGCUUCAUUUUCACUUACUCAGUCGAGAGAUUCACCACCGUCCGAUUCGCAUCCAAAGUCGCCGAUCCUUUGCUCGGCGUCUUUGUCAGUGAGUCAACCUGGCGAGCCGGGGUCUGAAACCUUGAUGACUCAGCAGAAAGGUGGUGGUGCUCAUUCAGCUAGUCGACACGAUGAAGAGAGGGUUUUGAUAAGUGAAGUAUUGGUGAGGAACAAAGACGGGGAGGAGCUCGAGAGGAAGGACCUGGAAGCGGAGGCUUUGGCUGCCCUGAAAGCUUGCCGUGCCAACUCGGCUCUAACGGUACGAGAGGUUCAAGAGGAUGUGCAUAGGAUUAUUGAUAGUGGAUAUUUUUGCUCGUGUAUGCCCGUUGCAGUUGAUACUCGUGAUGGUAUAAGAUUGGUGUUUCAGGUAGAACCAAACCAGGAGUUCCAUGGACUUGUGUGCGAAGGAGCCAGUGUUCUUCCUACGAAGUUUCUAGAGGAUUCUUUCCGACAUGGAUAUGGAAAAGUUGUAAAUAUCAGGCAUUUGGAUGAUGUGAUAACUUCCAUCAAUGGCUGGUAUAUGGAACGUGGUCUUUUUGGCUUGGUUUCAGGAGUUGAGAUCCUUUCUGGGGGUAUUAUCAGGUUACAAGUUGCUGAAGCUGAGGUGAAUGACAUUUCCAUACGUUUCCUUGACCGAAAAACUGGUGAACCAACUAAAGGGAAGACGAAACCUGAAACAAUACUUAGGCAACUUACAACCAAGAAGGGACAGGUCUACAGCAUGCUUCAAGGAAAGAGAGAUGUGGAUACUGUGUUAACUAUGGGAAUAAUGGAAGAUGUUAGCAUCAUUCCCCAACCUGCUGGAGAUACGGGUAAAGUUGAUUUGGUAAUGAAUGUUGUUGAACGCCCAAGUGGAGGUUUCUCUGCUGGUGGUGGAAUAUCUAGUGGGAUUACAAGUGGCCCUCUAUCAGGACUUAUUGGAAGCUUCACCUAUUCUCAUAGGAACGUUUUGGGAAGAAAUCAGAAACUUAAUAUUUCGUUGGAAAGAGGCCAAAUAGACUCGAUAUUCCGCAUAAACUACACAGACCCAUGGAUUCAGGGUGAUGACAAGCGUACAUCUAGAACUAUUAUGGUUCAGAAUUCAAGAACCCCAGGGAAUCUUGUUCAUGGUAACCAGCCUGGCAAUAGUAGUCUUACCAUUGGGCGUGUAACCGCUGGUAUAGAAUUCAGUCGACCACUUAGGCCAAAGUGGAGUGGAACAGCUGGACUUAUUUUUCAGCAUGCUGGUGCACGCGAUGAAAAAGGAAAUCCAAUCAUUAAGGACCACUACAGCAGCCCGCUUACUGCAAGUGGCAAGACUCAUGAUGAUAUGCUGCUUGCUAAAUUUGAGAGCGUGUAUACUGGUUCUGGUGACCAUGGGUCUUCAAUGUUUGUAUUGAAUGUGGAACAAGGACUGCCCCUGUGGCCUGAGUGGCUGUUUUUCAACAGAGUAAAUGCACGUGCUAGGAAGGGCAUAGAAAUUGGUCCUGCUCUCUUUCUUAUAAGUUUGUCUGGUGGCCAUGUGGUGGGCAAGUUUUCUCCCCAUGAAGCAUUUGCCAUUGGUGGAACAAACAGCGUGAGAGGAUAUGAAGAAGGUGCUGUAGGCUCUGGUCGAUCUUAUAUAGUUGGUUCUGGUGAAAUUUCUUUCCCAGUGUUUGGACCAGUGGAAGGAGUUCUCUUUUCUGACUAUGGAACUGAUAUGGGAUCUGGUCCCACUGUUCCUGGCGAUCCUGCUGGGGCAAGGCUGAAGCCUGGGAGUGGAUAUGGAUAUGGCUUUGGCAUUAGAGUAGACUCCCCUUUAGGCCCUCUGCGUCUUGAGUAUGCAUUCAAUGACAGGCAUGCAAAGAGGUUCCACUUUGGAGUUGGUCACAGAAAUUAAGGUCCAAUUACAUCCCAUUACCUUUCUAAGGGCUAUUGUGUCCCCAUUGUAUUCAUUUACUUGAUUUUGUUAUAGAGGUAGUCUGUUGCCAUUGAAUUUCUUUUGUUUAUAGUAGUAAUUGUAUCAUCACCAGCCUAAGGCCCGGCAGUUUUUUUGAAUAUACUGAUGUGUCUCAGCAUCCUUGCUUGACUGGAUCAUUUCUGGAUUAUUGGCAUUUUUACGGCUUUGAAUAUAUCCCGUGAACUGGUAAAUUUACUGUUGAGUAUUUAAA
Molecule: messenger RNA, 2902 nt
Organism: Jatropha curcas
Lineage: Eukaryota; Viridiplantae; Streptophyta; Magnoliopsida; Malpighiales; Euphorbiaceae
Gene: OEP80
Product: outer envelope protein of 80 kDa
Biological process (GO): chloroplast organization; embryo development ending in seed dormancy
Cellular component (GO): outer membrane
Source: RefSeq, a predicted model, not a curated record